AUGUUGAGUAAUCCUCCCGUUUCCCGAGACUUCAGGCCUCUUCCUCAUUGGCAACCUCGAGGAAAAGGCAACAGUUGUCACGGGAUCGCGCGUCAGCGACGUGAAGGCCAAGCACGUGGCGGCCUUGGCCUCCAGGCAGCGACGGGGACUAUCACGAGUGAUGAAUGGUUCCGAACUCGCGUUCAACCUUGGCUUCUUGGCGACUGAUGAGGUUGGGGCCGGAACACUCAGACCACGACGGGACGCGCGGGCCCCGGCGCGCCGAAUCCCCAACAUCGCCGGAAAGGGGGAUCGAGCGAUCAUCUCUUGGCCGCUUACGGGGAGACGGACGAACAAAGAGCUGGGCUUGACGACAGUAUGAGAGUUCAUGAAUAUAAGUAUGCCCUCUCUCACCCCGCUUCAAAGACCAACCUCUCCACCAUCAACACCACAACCAAUUUCACCCUCUCACCAAACCGAUCAAACCACACCAGCAACUUCACCACCGCCGAAAGAACCACCACCAAAAUGUCCACCCCCACCGACCCCCGCCCAACCUUCUUCCUCAACCUCCCCACCACCUCCCUCCCCACCGCCACCACCUUCUACACCACCCUAGGCUUCACCCCCGUCCCCGCCUGGAACGACGACAGCACCUCGGUGCUCCUCCUCCCGGCGCCCAACCAGUCCGUCUGCCUGAUGCUACACACCCACUCCCGCUUCGCGCAGUUCACGCGCCGCGGCACCGCCAUCGCCGACCCGCGCGCUGCGCAGCAGGCGCUGUUCUCGAUUAUGUGCAAGGACAAGGAGGGGGUGGAUGGCUGGUUGGGGAGGGCGGAGGGGGCGGGGGGGAAGAGGGAUCCGUAUGUGAUGGAGGGGUUUGGGGAGGGGAUGGGCAUGUAUGUAAGGAGUUGGGAGGAUUUGGAUGGGCAUGUGUGGGAGGGGGUUUGUUUGUUGGCUGGGGUUGGGGGUGGUGCCGGGGAACAGGGCAAGGUGGAGUAGAGAGGAGGAGGGGGGGGGCCUUUGCAGGACAACGAGGUUGUGGUGUUGGGGAUGAGGGCGAAGGGGGUUUGUUGAAAUCGGACUCAGGGGAGCACACUGCACGAUCUCUCAGCUGUUGGCCUUCCGCGGGUAGUCACCCCAUCCCGGAACAACGUUAUUCUGAUUCCCCCGUCCACUUCAAGUUCAUUCCUUCCGAAUCAUCGGGG
This is a messenger RNA of Chaetomium fimeti, 1187 nucleotides long. RefSeq lists its product as uncharacterized. Lineage: Eukaryota; Fungi; Ascomycota; Sordariomycetes; Sordariales; Chaetomiaceae. The transcript has a single exon. The record is from RefSeq and is a predicted model, not a curated record. The coding region runs from base 358 to 981 and encodes 207 amino acids.